Molecule: messenger RNA, 2112 nt
Organism: Pestalotiopsis fici W106-1
Lineage: Eukaryota; Fungi; Ascomycota; Sordariomycetes; Amphisphaeriales; Sporocadaceae
Exons: 7
Coding region: 1-2112 (703 amino acids)
Source: RefSeq, a predicted model, not a curated record
AUGCCGCACGCCACCCACCCGUCCUCGGAUGAGGACUAUGCCAAUGCCCGAUUGCGGUUGGUCGGCACUCGGGUAGUGGAGCCAUCAGAGAAUAUCCGAGAUAAUACCUACGAGGGCGCCGACGGUCUGAUACGAAAGAGGCCGCUGCGUGAUGUUCCCGAAUUUUGUAAAAAUGAAGCAGCAACGACUUUUGAGUUAUUUUACGAUCUUUGGUUCGUGGCGAACCUAUCAGUCUUUUCGAGUGUGCAUGAGAUCUCUACACUCAAGUCAUUACAGUCGUUUAUCGGAUACUAUGUACUUCUUUGGACGACGUGGCUCAUCACCACAUUGUACGAUGUCCGGUUCACGUCCGACAGCGUGCUGGAAAGAUGCUGCAAAGCCGUCCAUCUCGGCGUCAUGGUGGGCUUUGCCGAGAUUGGCACAGCCUUUGACCCCGACCACCAGAUCCAAGCCAUUUUCCGGGCCAUGUCCUUUUUUCUCAUGUUUUCGCGCCUCGCCCUAACCCUCCAGUAUGGACUAGUUGCGUGGCAGAUUCGCAAAUAUGCCGUGGGCAGUCGACACAUGCUCCUGACGGCAGCUACGCACUUUGUUGCAGCCGCCAUCUACUGCGGAAUAUCGUUUCGGUAUGCCGAGGGCAAAAACAGCCGUGUCUAUAUAGUGUGGUAUAUCGUGGGCAUAACUGAGAUGGCGCUCCAUCUCAGUUGGUCGCAGAUGAGUGAGAUCUUGACAUUUGUCGGCACGCACAUGGGAGAACGCCUGAACCUCCUCACCUUGAUCGUCCUUGGAGAAGGUGCCAUUAUUCUGGCCAAAAAUGUCACACUCGUGGUAAAGGACACCUACUUGAAAGAUGCAAAGCUCGUAUACUGGAGUUCUUCCCUCAUCGGAAUCGUGACCUCGUCUGCUGCGCUCAUAUACAUUAUCUUUCAACUGUACUUUGACUGGAUGCAUGAGGAAGAUUCCAUGUCGACACGACAUCAAGUAUGGUGGGCAAGUCUGCACCUUCCCUUCCAUAUUGCCCUGGUUCUUCUCCUCGAGGGUUCGAACCAGUUUGUCAUCUGGGCCCGGGUGCAGGAAUCCGUUGCCGUGGCCAUCAACAAGCUCAUUAGCGUGACGGAAAAGCUCCCCGACGAGCCGACGUCGGCACAAGUUUCUCAGGCGCUCGGCGACGUUGUUAAGCCGUUUAUUACAAAGUAUCAGCCGGCCGACGUGCUCGAGGCUUGGCAGGGCGUCAAUAAGAGUUUAAGCGAUAUCGCGGAACUGCCAAAUUCGUUUUGGACAGAAGACUCAGCCGCGGAUGACGCUGAUUAUGAGCACUGGCUAAAUGAGCUGCAAGAGUUGCUGUAUACCAUGGUCAAUGCUGUUUACAAUGCGUUCGGCAUUGAAGCCGAAGUAGAGACAGAGACCAGCGCGACGGAAGAUCACGGAGAGUAUGUACAGACACAGGCCACCCACGCCAUUGGUCUUCGAUUUUCUCUCGUGUUUGUGUAUGCAUUUGCUUGUGCCGGAAUCGUUCUCAUGUUCUUGACCAUUAUGCACAUCAUUUCCAAGCGCAAGGGCUGGACCAUCUUCAACGUCGCCCGCACGGCCAUUUGUCUGGCCCUCGCCACGGGCCUGUCCCUUGUUCCCCUCCUGACGACUAACGAGACGUACAUGGAAACCUUUAUGGGCUCGUCUUGGAUGCUCCCCUCGAUUCUGCUGUCCUACUUUACGGUGCUCGUUCUCACCCACGUACCACACCCGCCAGUCCUUGGGACUGUGGGUAGAGUAGUCGGUCGGGGAACGUACCGGGAGGUAGAGGAGCAAAAGGUUGACCUCAAGAGUAACCUUGCGUUGCACGACAUGGCUCCGCGCGGCAUUGUCGUCGAGCAUGAGAAUGGCACGCACACGAAAGUUCAUCACCAUCUCCACACGCAGGUUGUAGAGACGCCUGGCGAUUACUUAUCCAGGGGCGAGAUGGAGAUGCCUCAGAGCCCCGAGCAGGGCGGGUUCCUAAAUGCUCAUAGAGCGAGCUACAUGUCGACGGGCUCUGAUUUUGACGACGUCAUAGAUUAUGAAGCGCACAAUGGGAAUCACCGGGAUACGGAUUUGGAGGACUGGGAAAGACGGCGUUAG